Penicillium manginii is the source of this 585-nucleotide messenger RNA. Its product is annotated as Rdx family protein. The coding region runs from base 1 to 585 and encodes 194 amino acids. The transcript is spliced from 2 exons. The record is from RefSeq and is a predicted model, not a curated record. NCBI's taxonomy places the organism in Eukaryota, Fungi, Ascomycota, Eurotiomycetes, Eurotiales, Aspergillaceae.
AUGACCGAAUCAACUCCACCAAUUGAAGCUAGCCUUGCGCCCGGCUCGGUGCCACAAUCCGAAACGCCGGGUCCUGGUUCUGGGGCCAACACGACGGCUCUGGAGCGCGUGCAUCUGCCACGCAUUUCAAUCAAGUUCUGCACGCAGUGCAGGUGGAUGUUACGGGCUGCAUAUUUCGCGCAAGAGCUCCUUUCAACUUUCGGUACGGACCUAGGUGAAGUCGCUCUCGUUCCCAUGACAGGCGGAGUCUUCACCGUAACCAUCUGGAGCGCCGGGCAAAAAACAGCCCUGGGAGAGGCAUCAACCGAAGAGAACAUUCUCUGGGAUCGCAAGCGGGAUGGAGGAUUCCCUGGUAUGUCCAAUCUAAUACAAUGCACAUCAAUCUGUGCGUCUGAAAAGAAGCUCACAAAUCUUGCAGAGGUGAAAGCUCUCAAAUCUCUUGUUCGCAAUGUCAUCGCCCCAAACCGUGAUCUUGGCCACACAGAUAGAGCCCUGAAGAAGCAAGCAGAGGAGAAGAAACAGCAAGAACCAAAGCAGGAUGACGAAGCUGCGACAAAAAAGAAGGAAUGCGAGGACUGCAUUUGA